This is a messenger RNA of Drosophila bipectinata, 1409 nucleotides long. It is a transcript of the gene Mur18B, whose product is annotated as Mucin related 18B. Gene Ontology annotation, molecular function: chitin binding. Gene Ontology annotation, cellular component: extracellular region. The record is from RefSeq and is a predicted model, not a curated record. NCBI's taxonomy places the organism in Eukaryota, Metazoa, Arthropoda, Insecta, Diptera, Drosophilidae.
UGGAUAGUCAGCUCAUACAACGAUCGACCUAGACGACGUUAGCCACUGGCUAGACGAUGACGAGAAACCACAACACAACCGAAAUCACAGAAGAAAUCAUUACAACCUUUACAGUUCGCAAAAUGACGAGCUCCAGAAUCUCCAAGUUCUCCGCCAUCCUGGUGCUGUGCGCCGCCCUGUUGCUGACCAAGUCCUGCGGCAUUCUGGCCCUCAGCGGCGAUGGCUCCGGUCAGGCUCUGGGCCAGGCGGAACCCCUGCUAGACACCACCACGGUCGGCAGUGUGGAUGGUUCGGGAAGUGGCUUGGGAGACGACACCACACUUCAGCCCGAAGAGGAAACAACAGAAGGUAGCCUAACCACUAUUCCUGAGGAAGCUGGCUCUGGAGAUCAAGAUAACACCACGGAGAGCUCAGGAGAUGAUGAGACCACCAGUGCCCCUGAGGAAAGCUCUUCCGCUGCUCCAGAGACCACCUCUGCCGCCCCAGAGACCUCUUCCGCUGCUCCAGAGACCUCCUCUGCCGCCCCAGAGACCUCUUCUGAUGCUCCAGAGACGUCCACUUCGGAGGCUGAGACUACCGCCGCUCCUGAGACUUCUUCCCAAGAGCCUGAAACAACCACGUCUGCUCCUGAAGAAACCACCACCUCGGAACCAGAAACCUCACCCUCCAGCGAAGUGACCCCGACCCUGGCACCUACCCCAGCUCCUUUCGUUUGUCAAUCGGCAGGACUCUUCCCGGUCAGCGGGGACUGCAAGCGCUAUCACAACUGCCUCUACAAUCCGUUCCUUCGCCGGUUCCUGGACAUCGAGGUCACCUGCCCGCCACAGACCGCCUUUUCGUCCAUCCUGAAGCGUUGUACCCGCGACGUAUCCGAGUGCCAGGACGACAGCUUCCAAUGUCCGUCCGUGGGACGUUUUGCAGGACACGAUGACACCUACUACUACUACUGCGUGGCCAGCCUACAGGGUGGAUUCCACGAGUUCGUGGUGAGGUGCUCGGUCGGCCAAAAAUUCGAGGCGACCAUUGGCGGAUGCUGGCGCUAUGACUGGACCCAGAUUGUGCCCGGCCAGGAGGCCACAGAGAUCAGCGACUUGUCGGCCAUCAAGCGGGAACUGAAGCAGUACAAGGCCGAGGAGAAGCUCCGCCAGAAGUCCCAGAAGCAGCAGGAGAAGUUGGCCAAGAAGCAGCAGAAGCUGGAGGCGAAGGCGGCCCAGAAAGCAGCCAAGGAGCAGGCCAAGCAGCAGGCCAAGGCCGAGAAGAAUAAGGCCAAGGGCGAGUCCAUCGAGAGUCCCGAAUCUGAGGAGUAAUACCAGUAACCCUCUUUGUUGGUCGUAGCGCUAGUCUAGUAAAUUAUCCUAUUUUUUUUUGCUUACUUGUAAUCCUCUUUUUUUCUGCAUUGUGGUAUAAAU